CCCCAAACCCUAUCAGAUCUCUGUCUUCUUUAUCCCUUCGCUUCCUCUUUCUUCCGGCGCCGAAGCCGAUUCAAACCAGUCUGCAGCAGCAGAGCUUCACGACCACCACUGUCGACGGCGGCAUGACGAGUUCGCCGAAGGGAACAUGCGUUCCAACGGCGUCGCCCAAACUCUGACUCUCCCAUGCUGCCCGGCCGCGAGAACUCCAGAUUUGGCGCUUUCAAUCGCGGGGACAAAGCAGGAAACAUAGAAUCAUCGAAGGUAGGGAUCGAAAUCGAGAGCGGCGGUGGUGGGAAAAGAAUAAGCAGUUAUCAUGCGGAACUACUAAACACAACAGCAGGGCAUUUUCUCCGGCGAUUGAUUUGAAUUUCUACAACACUGCUCUCCGGUGGUUAUUACGAUUGAUCGGGAGAUCUUUCCAUGGAGUCAUCAUCGUCGAACUUGUGUCCACUCGCAGAGGAAAGCUCGGAAGAUGAGCAGCAGCGAAUUCCCAAGGCACAAGACUAUGAAUCCCCAAAGCCGCCGCCGCCGGUCUCUGCCUUCGCCUCCGUUCCCGAUCUCCCUGCUUCUCAGUGAGUUCCUGUCCUGGCCUUCUUGCUCGAAACGUUUUUUUCCGUUCGGGAGGGAGCGAUUCGUUCGUUAGAUUCCAGAUCCAACCACAAAGUUCAUUUUACAAGUGGGUGAGAAAGAAGAAGGGAAGUGGGUUGGGGGUGUGGGAGAAAGAAGCAUGGCAACAGUAUGGUUCUCACUGAAGAAAUCUCUGCACUGCAAAUCAGAGCCAGCAGAUGUGCACGACCCAAAAUCCAGGAAGCAAUUGAGCACAAUCUUGACCAGAAAAGCUGGUGGUGGGAGGUCCGGGUGUUCAAGGUCAAUAGCCAAUCUGAAAGAUGUCAUCCAUGGAAGCAAGAGGCACAUGGAGAAGCCACCGAGCUGCAGCCCGAGAUCCAUAGGCAGCAGUGAGUUCCUCAACCCAAUAACCCACGAAGUGAUUCUGAGCAACUCGAGGUGUGAGCUCAAAAUCACUGGCUUUGGUGGUGGCGGUGGGUUCCAAGAAGGGUCUGGUGGUGGUAAUUUGAGAUGCAAUUGAUAGUGCUGUUUUGGGAAGUGAUAGUGCUGUUUUGUAGUCUGUUCUAUGUAGCUUUUGAGAUGCAAUUGUGUUUUUGAGCAUCAAUCUUAUUUCUCUCUUUAUCAAAUUGAAAUAAUUGAAAGUGGCCAUA
Messenger RNA from Linum trigynum, 1217 nucleotides. NCBI's taxonomy places the organism in Eukaryota, Viridiplantae, Streptophyta, Magnoliopsida, Malpighiales, Linaceae. The record is from the annotation of a GenBank genome assembly.